Messenger RNA from Thyridium curvatum, 2967 nucleotides. RefSeq lists its product as uncharacterized. The coding region runs from base 1 to 2967 and encodes 988 amino acids. Lineage: Eukaryota; Fungi; Ascomycota; Sordariomycetes; Thyridiales; Thyridiaceae. The transcript is spliced from 6 exons. The record is from RefSeq and is a predicted model, not a curated record. Gene Ontology annotation, molecular function: zinc ion binding; DNA binding; DNA-binding transcription factor activity, RNA polymerase II-specific. Gene Ontology annotation, biological process: DNA-templated transcription; regulation of DNA-templated transcription.
AUGUCCGGCCCACCAUCUGCAGAAACCGGGGUCAAUGUCAAGUCUACAGAGGACGCCAUGGCGCAAACUCCGGUCCCACGUCGCCGGGGAGGUGGCAAGAGGACGCCUCUGAGCUGCCGGGCUUGUCGUCAGCAUAAGCUCCGAUGUGAUCGCCGAGUGCCAUGCGGCACUUGCAUUCGCUAUCAUCGCGAGACGCAGUGUCUUCAGAAUCCAGCGCCUCCACGAAGAAAGCGGGGUCCUGCGUCAGCACCACAGCGGGAGCAGCGAGUCUCUGAGCAGCUCGAUGCCUACGCGAUACGAAGUCCCCUCCUGGGUGGUGACUGCAAUGGCUCACAAGAAGUUGUCGACUCCAAUCAAGGGACGGACAGCAGCGUUCUUCCUACGGGUGGACAUGUCGGUGAACAGAGCUCAACAUCAGCAGCGGUCUCAGAGGGGUUUGCAUCCUUAGCCAAGCUCAUAGGCCUGGGUACGACGAUGGAUGGACAGGCGCCAGCAUCAUUACCCCAGAUUUUGGCAGAGGCCAACCGUACACAAGAAUCUCUUCCAUCUUGGUGGAGCUUCCUCGACCCUUCACAUGCUAAACAUCUCUGGCGCCAGCAGCUGAUGUCCGUAUUGCCAUCCAGACCUCAGUGCGAUCUUCUCACCAAUUACUACUUGGAACACGUCAAUUGGAUAUUCCAGACAAUUCAUGGCCCUUCCUUCCGUCGAGAGUACUCCAAUCUCUGGGAUACAAGGCCAGACCAGGUUGAUCUCAUCUGGCUGUCGCUGCUUCUCACUGUGAUUUCCGUGGCAGCACUCUAUGUGCCUGUGGAAGCGGUUGAGAUAGUAGGAUGUCCCCGUGGUGCGAUUCGCCAUCUCGCGCGCGUGUGGCAUAUCGCGUCUCAACACGCUUUGCGGGCAGGGGAGUACGACGUGAGGCCUUGCUUGACUCAACUUCAGACAUUUUCGGUUACGCAGCUGUACUGGUAUGCGACCAACAACAUUGAGACCAUGAAUUCGCACUUGGGGCAAGCUGUAAGACAUGCCCAAGCCAUCAACCUGGACAGAGAUACAUCACCAUCAUCUUGUCUGCAAGAUGAGAUGCGCCAUCGUCUCUGGUGGGAUCUUGUCGAUUCUGAUAUAGCACGCGUAUUCCAGAUCCUCAACCGCCAUUUCUGUGCCAAUAACGGGGCUGGCUUUGGAUCGUAUGACGAUAUCCAAACACUGGAUGCUGAGAUUCUGGAGGUAGUCGCAAAGCUGCCGUGGUACUUUCAGCUCGAUGACCGCGGCCAGCCCCCUCGCAUUGCUGCACCUCUCUAUGAGAUACUCACUUGGCAGAAUCAUAUCCUGCGAACUUGCAUUAGCACUCAACGGAUACGUAUGUACAAACCAUUCCUCGCAGCGCGAGUGGAAGGCGCAUGGGACAACGUCGUCAAAGCGGCAGAAGGUGCGUUGGUUGUAUACCAAACACUCCGGAUAGACAGAGCACCGACCUCACGUCUCAAAUUUCUCGCCCAGGCAUAUCAGAUAUUCUCUGUGGCUGUCACUAUCGCAGCACUGCUGCUGAUCGAAGGAACACUCCCGAUUCCAGAUGUCCAGCAGAAGCUCAGGAAUAUGGCUACAGAUUUGAAGAUGCUAGAAGUCCAGGGCUGCCCGGUGCCAGUAGCAACACGGGGUCGACAGAUCUUAUUACGGAUGCUCACUCUCUACGAGAACAGGGCUACCGACCCAAAGUCUCCCGAAGACGCUGCGCGUCUUGUUCCCGACAUAUCUGUCAUCCUGGGCGGAGAACACACAACGCAAGCAUACAUGCGACGGCUGGCAUCACAAGUGCAGACUGCAACACCAGAGUCGGUUCCAGUUAUAACGCAACAUACGCCACCCAUGGAUGAGGAAGGCCAGGAUGAGACUGACGUUCCGGCGAUCUUGAACCCAGAAGGGAUAGUAAACUUCUCUCCUGAGCCACUUGAUCAGAUUACUUGGGGAGCUGGUGUGCUCGGUGAUCUAGACCCAGCACUGUUCCUGGAGGAUGAGAGAUCUUUCGAGAUAUUAAACUGGGAUAUGACUGGCUUCUUGGCAGAUGCACAAAACAAACAGAGCUUCCUUUCUGGCAAGACUGCCAUCGUGACAGGCGGCGCGAACGGCAUCGGCCUCGAGACGGUCCGCAUGUACCAUGCAUCUGGCGCAAAUGUCGUGAUUGCGGACCUUCCAGGGGCCAAACCAUCGGCUGAGGCUGCUAUUGAGGACCUUGAGGACGCCCGACGCGCUUUAUUCGUCCCAGUCAAUAUUAUCGACUUUGAAGAUGUGCAGCGUCUUUUCAAGGAGACUAUCAGCCGGUUUGGGAAGGUCGAUAUCGUCAUUGCCAAUGCAGGUAUCAUGGAAACGACCAGGUUCUUCGAGUUUGAGACAGACGAGGCUGGAGAUCUGAAAGACAAUGGCACCGGAAAGGUAAUUGAUGUGAACUUAAAAGGGACUAUGAACACUCUGAGACUUGCUGUUUUCCAUAUGCAGCAGAAUCUCCCGGAUCCUUCAGGGUGGCGGGGCUCUGUGGUCCUUGUUUCCUCGACAUCAGGUUAUUUCGGAGGAACAGAAGUGGUCUCAUACAUCUCUUCCAAGCACGGCGUGAUAGGCCUCUUGCGAUCAUCGCAUGCUCCAGCUGGACGCCUCGGGGUCCGUGUCAACUGUGUGGCUCCCUUCAUCACCCCAACACACAUCACAGAGGGCUACUCGGCGGCUUGGAAAGCCGAGGGCCUUCCUACCAAUACCCCUCAAGAUGUGGCCCGCGGAAUCACCCAUAUGUCGCUAGACACCGGCCUGCAAGGCAAAUGUUGUUUGGUCGCAGGAGGAACAUUUCAAGAGCUGGAGGGGCCUAUCGCAGCCUCCCUGGCUAUUUGGGUAGGCGAUACUAUUGCUCAAGUCUUUGCACAGGCGACAAGCUUUUUCCGCAAGAUUGGAGGCUAUCCGCUUCCCAAACCGAGGCAAAAUUGA